Molecule: messenger RNA, 1015 nt
Organism: Anolis sagrei ordinatus
Lineage: Eukaryota; Metazoa; Chordata; Lepidosauria; Squamata; Anolidae
Gene: NSMCE2
Product: NSE2 (MMS21) homolog, SMC5-SMC6 complex SUMO ligase
Biological process (GO): protein sumoylation; double-strand break repair via homologous recombination
Cellular component (GO): nucleus; Smc5-Smc6 complex
Molecular function (GO): zinc ion binding; SUMO ligase activity
Source: RefSeq, a predicted model, not a curated record
AAGCCCUGCGCCUCCCUGCAAAAAUUAAAAAAAAAAAGGAAAGGCAGCCCAAGAGCCAAGGCUUUGCAAAGAAAUUAGACCAGAAUGUCUAGCCAAAGUGUGGUCUCCUUUGCCGGCGUGGAUACAUGCCUUUCAUCUCUGAAACACUGCCAGUCCUAUAUAAAUACUGGAAUGGAGAUGGCUACCAAGGUUGCCUUUGACCUUGUGGAAAAUCGCAAUGACAUUGAAGAGGUUAACGCAAUGGAAAAUGCGAUGUUGGAGUAUGCCGCCAUGAACAGGGAAGUCUGCCACUAUGUCAAAGCUGUUGAAGAUACUGUAAGACAGAUCAAGCAAAAGAAGCCAGAAAUACUCCCAGAUUUAAAACUGGAAGCUGAAGAGAAGUUUAAAACCCUGGAAAGCACAAACACUGACCUUGAUCUGCAAAGCGACGAGAAAAUUGUCCAUUUUAAGGAUCAGCUCAGGAAGAUGAAGAAUCAGUUUGGUGUCCAUUCCGAUCCGAAAGAGAUCCCAGACCUUGAACUGGUUGAUGAGGAUAUUGCGGUGACACAAAGUCAGAUGAACUUCAUCUGCCCCAUCACACAGAAUGAGAUGAUGAACCCAGUCAGGAAUAAAGUCUGUGGUCACGCCUAUGGAGAAGAAGCCAUUCUGCAACUUCUCCGAAACAGGGAGCGACUUAAGAAGAAAGUCUGCUGCCCCACAAUUGGGUGCAACAACCGCAACGUCCGGAGAUCUGACCUGGUGCCCGACGAAGUCCUCAAAAGAACAAUCGACAGCCAGAGUAAACACAGCCCGUCAACACAGUAGAAGCCGGCCAGCGCUCCGUUGGUUGUUGCGACAAAGAGAAUGUGGCGUUAGAAGAGAUAAGUUGCUGAUUGUCAGGCGGUUGUGCAACAGAUUGUUAUUCCAAGUAUUCCAAUUGCAGGCAAAGUUGAAGGUCUGACCUCUGUCCGAAAGCAUCCUUUUGCUUCUUUGAGACUGCCAAGUGUAAAAUCCUUGUUUUUCUUGGGGUUUUUUU